Molecule: messenger RNA, 3509 nt
Organism: Notothenia coriiceps (black rockcod)
Lineage: Eukaryota; Metazoa; Chordata; Actinopteri; Perciformes; Nototheniidae
Gene: hoxc10a
Product: homeobox C10a
Exons: 2
Coding region: 2515-3498 (327 amino acids)
Biological process (GO): regulation of transcription by RNA polymerase II
Cellular component (GO): nucleus
Molecular function (GO): DNA-binding transcription factor activity, RNA polymerase II-specific; RNA polymerase II cis-regulatory region sequence-specific DNA binding
Source: RefSeq, a predicted model, not a curated record
GAUUUUAUUUCAUGUGGAAACGUCAUUGUACACACAUAUAUAACAAAUAUGUAAAGAAAUACAAUUGUAAUUGUACUCGGCAUAUCCUGCCCUUGCCUUUGGAAAUGAUUGUGAACUGAACACAGACAGACGGACUGACAGACAGGCGAGCGUGCAAACAAAACACAACUAGGACAGCAGCAGAUUUAAAACUGGCUAGACGCAUGCCAUCAUUGCCUGCAUCCGUCUGGAAGUGUUUGCUAGAGAACUGUUAGUAAUAUUAUUAUUUAAAGACCAAAAUGAUUUUUAGACUCAGUCCUAAAACCUUAUACGUGUUAGAUGUGACAUUACUGCAGUCUCAAUGGCCGUUUGGAGGACUUUUUCAAAUGGAACAUUUUAGAUAAUAUCUACAAGAUAUGAGAUUAGUUUUACAAAAUGUAGUUUUUAUGUCAAAUAUGAAAAAUAAUCCAACAGUGUCCGCUUCUAUAUCAUCAUUCAUUGUUGCAUUUGUGCGGUAGAGAUUUGUAUCACGUUAUCAAACUAAAACAAAAAUUGUAAGCCUGUGAGGUUUUUGCAGCAGUGUGAUUAUCGCUCAAUUCUGCGGGUUUGUUUGGACUAGAUGUCCUUAAAACCUACUGAUUGCAAUAUAGAAAACAGGCCUGGCACAAAGCAACACACACGAAACAAAGACAGCCAACACAACACUGUGGGUGAGAAAAUAAUGGAGGUUAGGCACGCACUUCAUAGUUUUAACCUGCGACAUUGACAGAAGAAGAAUAACAAUUCACACUUCCAUGGUAUAUUCAAUAAAACCUUCAAUGUUUGUCCAAAUUAAUUAAAUAUUACACACACGUUAUUGUAUUUUCGUGAGUUUUAGUUUAAGUGUACUUAAAUGUAUACUGUAUAUACUGUAUUCGAGAUAAGUGUAGUUUCCUCAUUUCGUCGUAUUUACAUUUCGCAACAGUCUACUCUUAAAUAUCGUAGCCACUGCAGCACAGCACAUUUGUUAACCUUUUGCUACUGACAACUAUAUAAAAAAACAUUGAACUGAACAGGACACAUUUAAACUCAAACGAUAAUGUUGGCAACGUCUAAAUAGUUUUAAGGAGAAGUACAAUAGAUACUAAUCCACAGGGCGUGUUUAAAUAAAGUCUCAGUGCAUGAAUACGCAUUCAUUUAAAUGAGAGCCACACUUAAUCGACAUACCAGCUCUUCUGGUACAAACCUAAUUGAAAAAAAUAAUACAAAUAAACAGUAAACACCAUUUCAUAUAUUUACCAAAAAUAAAAGCACAUACAAUUACAGAGAAAACAUCCUGAAAACAAUACAGAAUUGUAUAUAGGCUAACGAUAGCUCAGGCAUGCAAUGAAUUAUUUAUAAGCCUGUAAGAUAUUUUGUGUGAACUGUAAAAAAAAAAAAGGGAAGCAUUACUCUUGACGUAGAUCUGUAUGGUUUUCCUUUUACAUCACAAUAAUAAAUGUCCUUAUAGGCCCUUCAUCCACUGGCGCACAUAUUCCACAGUCUAGUUAAUAUGUUGUUGCUCAUUUCAAGAAGAAAAGCAGUUUAACAACCGUUUGCGGCUUCUUGAGUAUAAGCCCAGCCCAGUUAAAGUUAACUAAUUGGUCUAACAAGAUCUAAUAGGUUUGCUUGUUAACGAAUUCUAUGUUGUAAUUCUGUCGGAGUAGUAAAGUCAUAUGAAGAAAAUAUAAAUAUUCUGAAAGUCAAAAGAAAACACCUGACCGAAGUAAACGGUUUUCGUAAUAAUUCAUAAAAUCAAUUUUUGUAAAUAUUAAAAAGGAGGACAGUAACACAUUUCAAAAGAUAAUAUAAUCCUAUUUUAACUGGUUAGGCAAAAGCGAACCUUUUUUUAUUAAUGUCAAGGGUUAAACCUAGUCUGCAACGACCUUUUUCAAUUAAAAGUUUAUAAAGUAGGCUACCUAGCAUUUCUGGUAUUUCUGUUAAGAUUUGUUUUAAUAGCACACCUGCGUACAACUUACCUUUCUAAAUCGGUGUCAACAACAAAGCAAAUCGACCAAAACAGACACGAAAUGCACUCUCAAAUGAAUACUCCUCGAUGGCUUCUCCACGUCGCUAGCGCAGUGAAGAAAAGACACGUUUUCUUUCAAAUCAAAAGAAGUUCUUAACUUAAACCGAAUAUAUUUUCGUUGGCAAAAGUCACGUAGGAAGUGCCUUAGAAAAAUCCUACUGCAGCAGUCGCCCUUUGUUCCCCUGGUGUUGGCCUGCUGUCUUGGCCAGCGUUUGGUCGCUGGGUGGCGCUCUUGCUCCAUUAAAAACCCUCCAGCUUCCCCAACUUGACCGAGCUGACGUCACGUCAGUCUGGAGCAUCAAGGCCACAUCCACGACGCUAUUGGCCUAGAAUUCACAUGACAUGUCUCCCAGCAUCCAUAAUUAUGUUACUGAUAUUUUACUCCUCCAAAAGAUGUCAGCAUCCUACUGUCCUUAUUCUCCAGAAGAAAUCCCGUAGUUCAGACUCGGUGGAACACACUUAACGAUACCGUGUUGCCAAGUGCAAAAAUGUCAUGUCCGAAUAACAUAGCUCCCGGUAACUUCCUGAUGGAUUCCUUAAUGGGAGGAUCAUCUUCCUUCAGAGGUGAGGGUUAUUCCAGCAACCCCGGGAUGUACAUCCACACAGCUGCAGAGUACGGAUAUUCAGUGAUGAGAAACAUUGGGAAGGUUGGACCAUCUUCACUCCCCAAAAGAGACGAGGUUCCUCCGGGCGGUGUGUCGCUCGGCGGCUUCCAGGAUGCGUCCUACCUGUCAACACAGCUGGCCACAUGGACCCCAGGCUCCAAAACCAGUAGGGACGAACAACCUGUUGCCCAGUGUUUACAACCCUGCUUGUUUCCAGCGGGCAACGUCAAAGAGGAGGCGUGUUGUUGCAUCUAUCAGGAUGACAGCAAUAAGGGCAAAGAGACAACAGACUCGGCCACUUACAUCCGGCUCGGAGACAAUAGCUCCCGGCCUGAGCAAACCGCCUCGUCCAGCGGCUGUUUCCAGGUGUUCAACGGAGAGAGGCCGCAGCAGGACGAGCAGCAGUUCCCCUCCGGCUUCUCUCUUACCCACUUGGCGACAUCUGUUGACUCAGAAUCGACACUAAGUUGCAGUAAAUCGGCGCAGGAUACAGCGAGAGAGGUUUUAAACACAGAUGAGAGUCAGAGCAGGAAGGAAGAGAAGGCCAAGAGUGACAGCUGCUCAGAUAACUCGGACGGGGAAUUAAAAGAUGAUUUAUCCGCGGAAAAGACACCGGGAAGCUGGUUAAAAGCCAAAAGUGGAAGGAAGAAGCGCUGCCCCUACACAAAGCACCAGACGCUGGAGCUUGAGAAGGAGUUCUUGUUCAACAUGUAUCUGUCUCGGGAGCGCCGCCUGGAGAUGAGCCGGAGUAUCAACCUGACCGACAGACAGGUCAAGAUCUGGUUCCAAAACAGACGCAUGAAGCUCAAGAAGCUUAGCAGGGAGAGCCGAGAAAGGGGGCACAAUGCAGUUUAUAACUAUUCCUGAGGACAUUUAAA